This is a messenger RNA of Cyanistes caeruleus (blue tit), 5587 nucleotides long. The record is from RefSeq and is a predicted model, not a curated record. NCBI's taxonomy places the organism in Eukaryota, Metazoa, Chordata, Aves, Passeriformes, Paridae.
ACAAAGGCCUUGAUCUUCCUUUGCAGAACCAGAAGACGAAGGAGCAGAUUGAGAACCUGCUGCAGAAUGGGAAGCACAAGGAGCUGCGGGACCGCCUGUGCUGCCGGCUGACCUUCGGCACGGCCGGCCUGCGCUCGGCCAUGGGAGCGGGCUUCUGCUACAUCAACGACCUCACAGUCAUCCAGUCCACUCAGGGGAUCUACAAGUAUCUUGAGAGGAACUUUUCAGACUUUAAACAGAGAGGCUUUGUUGUUGGAUAUGACACACGAGGUCAGGUCACCAGCAACUGCAGCAGUAAGAAGCUUGCAAAGCUCACUGCAGCAGUCCUGCUGGCAAAAGAUGUACUUGUGUACUUCUUCUCCACCUAUGUCCCUACCCCCUUUGUGCCCUACGCCGUGCAGCAGCUCGGGGCUGUGGCUGGGGUGAUGAUCACAGCGUCCCACAACCGCAAGGAGGACAAUGGCUACAAGGUUUAUUGGGAAAAUGGAGCACAGAUCACCUCUCCUCAUGAUAAGGAAAUUAUAAAAUGUAUAGAAGAGUGUGUUGAACCAUGGAAUGGCUCCUGGAAUGAAAAUCUGGUAGAUACCAGUCCCCUCAGACAGGAUCCUCUGAAGAAAAUUUGUGACAGCUACAUGGAGGAUCUGACAAAGAUCUGCUAUCACAGGGAGCUUAACAUGCAGAGCAGUUUGAAGUUUGUCCAUACCUCUUUCCAUGGAGUUGGACACGACUAUGUGCAGUUGGCCUUCAAAGCCUUUGGAUUUCAGCCCCCCAUUCCAGUACCGGAACAAAAAGAUCCAGAUCCAGACUUCUCUACUGUCAAAUGCCCAAAUCCUGAAGAAGGAGAAUCUGUGCUGGAGUUGUCACUGAGGCUUGCAGAGAAAGAAGAUGCAAAAGUAGUAGUGGCCACUGAUCCAGAUGCAGAUCGACUGGCAGUGGCAGAACAGCAAGAAAAUGGCUGCUGGAAGGUGUUCACGGGCAAUGAGCUGGCAGCCUUGUUUGGCUGGUGGAUGUUUUCCCGCUGGAAGGAGAACUGCUCCCCAGAUGCUGACGUGAGGAAUGUUUACAUGCUGGCAACCACGGUCUCCUCCAAGAUUUUGAGGGCAAUUGCACUUAAAGAGGGAUUUCACUUCGAGGAAACACUCCCUGGUUUUAAAUGGAUUGGAAGCAGAGUAAAAAAUCUCCUGGAUAAUGGAAAAGAAGUUCUCUUUGCAUUUGAGGAGUCUAUUGGCUUCAUGUGUGGCACAUCAGUGCUGGAUAAGGAUGGAGUGAGUGCAGCUGUGGUCACUGCUGAAAUGGCAACUUACCUGCAGGGCCAGAGCCUGACCCUGGCACAGAAACUGCUUGACAUUUAUGAAACGUAUGGAUAUCACAUAUCCAAGACUUCCUAUUUCCUGUGCUAUGAUCCCCCCACAAUCAAAAGGAUAUUUGAGAGACUCCGGAACUUCGAUGGCCCUCAGUCUUACCCCAAGUCCUGUGGGGUUUACAACAUCUUGCACGUCCGGGACGUCACCACUGGCUACGACAGCAGCCAGCUGAACAAGAAGUCGGUGCUGCCAGUGAGCAAGAGCAGCCAGAUGAUCACGUUCACCUUCCAGAACGGCUGCGUGGCCACGCUGCGCACGAGCGGCACCGAGCCCAAGAUCAAGUACUACGCCGAGAUGUGUGCGCUGCCCGGGCACAGUGACAGAAGUGUGCUGGAAGAGGAGCUCCAGAAGCUGAUUGAGGCUUUGAUUGAGAAUUUCCUGGAGCCUGCCAAGAACGGGCUGACCUGGCGCUCUGCAUAGAGCUCCCAGGAGAGACCCACGGAACAAAGGACCCCGGAGCAGAACCAGUCUCAUCUUUGUGUGUGUGUGUGUUUUUAACAGCUGCAUUCUUUUUCUGUAAAGAAGAAGCAUUCUUUUGUCAGGCUUUUCACCAAACUGGAAUAAGGAGAGGAGGUCAGAGGAAAGGGUAGAAUUUAUUGUUGCAGUUUUCAGUCCUUUUGACCAAAAGUUUAAUUAAACACACCAAUGCAAAUGAACUGCCCUAGUACCUUUGAGGCAGCUGAGCUUAGCUGCUAGAUUUUGUCUUAAACUCAGUUCAGGUACCUAAAACACCUCUUUUUUGUGUGUGAAAAGGUUUUUAAAGUUUUAAAGGAGUAAUCACUCCAAACUGACAACAAAGGCUGCUUCUUCCCCGAAGCUCUGAGACCUUCCAUACCGGUCUGCACUUCCAAAAGCAUUGAAUCAGAGCUCAGCAUUUCUUGUUUAAGCAAAUUGUUGACAUUUCUCAGCUACUUAACAAUUCUUUUGUUGGUGAAGGUGUUCUUGGGCUUUGUAGCUUUCCUGUGUGUGUCUUAAAAGAAUUGGCAGUGAAACAAUAGUGGCAACAGCUGCAGCUCGGGAUUGGAAUUGCCUGGUGCCUUUCCAAGGCUUCCAAAGAGCAUGAACUUGGUCAUUCCGUAGUAAAAUUGCCCCUUCUGACUACCAUAGGCUCUGUAGCUACUUUUUGUCCCACAUCUCUGAAGGGUCUUGGUUUUCUGUAUUCAUUACUUUGAUUAAAAUUGCUGGUCAGUGACUCUUUGGAUUUUGGAUUUAUAUUAAAAAAAAAAAAAAACCCAAGGAAGAAAGUGGAGAUGAGAGAUGGACACAAUUACUAAAAUUUAAAAAUUUUUUUUGGUCGUGUCCUGUUGGGUGUUUUCUGUUAGAAUAGCACGUUGCAAAUUCUUUUAUUCUUUAUGUUUAAGGGUAAUUUUUUAACAACUUCUCUCAUUUGUUUUCUCACUUUGUUCAAGUAGCAAGUGAGAUUGCUAAUAACAUUUUCAAAAAAACCCCAACAACCAAAACCACCCAAACCAAUACUCAAGUUGUCCUUGUGGUUAUAUUUUGGGCAAUAAAAAGGCCGUGUUUGGCUCAGGAGAGCUGGUUCUGGAAGCUCCCUGCUGUCUAAAGAGAAGUAGCAGCAACUCAGUGCUGGGUUUUAUCUGUGUUGAAGAUGAUGGGAGAAGACCCCAAGGUGCUCUGGAGCUCAAGCUGUUGUUUUGCCACUAUUGCUGCCUCUCCAAACUCAUCCUUCCUCUGAUGAUGCCCUUGCAGCUGGAUGCCAUAGGAUGGCACAGGGUAGGUUUGUGUGUGUUGCCUCUCCAUGGCUUCAGAGAGCCCUAAGGUUGGGGGUUUCCUGCUGCCAGCAGCUUUGCACUAUAUCCAUGGAGAAGUAUUUCAGUGUCUAUGAAUGUACAUGUACUAGAGAAGGUCUGUGUUGCACAAAUUCUGACCUGUCACUGCUAUUUAUUUAUUUUUUUAUUUUAAGAGAAAGUGUCUCCAAAUUGUUCUGCCAUUGAGUGAAAUGUAUCUAAUGCCAAAAGCUUGGGUUUUUUUACCUUGAUUGUACAUUUGACUGACAUGGUGGGGAAAAUAGGUAAACCUGUGCUGGGUAGGGCUGGGAAGGCAUUUCUGACUGCUGCUCCAGCUCUGGAUCCAAAAAGGUUGCAGAUCUGGAUCCCCACAGCACUGAACUUGAAGGAGCUCUUGCCAUGCCUUCCAUUGGCAGCAGAUUAACUCUGAGGUGUUGAGGCUUUUGUUCUCCAAGCAGCAAAGAGAACAAGUGACUUGGGGCAUGAUUUUGAACAAGCACUGUAAAAAGCAUAGUGUGUGUGUGUGUGUGAUGAGCCCAGCUGGGUGCUACUGUAGCAGUCAAGUCUUGUGAGUGGUGGUUGUGCUCCUACAAAGAGCAGGAAUCUGCAGCUUCCCAGAGAUCUGCUUUGUGUCAGUAGGCAAGUGCUAGAAAUGGAGAAAAUGUUUUCAAACAUUUCAAACAAACUUCUUCUUUAAUUAAAGAAGAAAACCCAGCUGUGGGGUGUUGUGUCUCUGGUAUUUUCCUGUGGAUAGGUUUGACAGUGAGCUGUAGCUGUAGAGAUGCUUUUGGGAGGACAGCAGCAGGCACAACGUGUUGAAUGUACUUUCAGGGUAUAAUAACUAUUUGCUGUUUUGAAACUGCUGCUACUGUUGUUUUCCUACUGUAUUGGAGCUGUUUGAUAUAUUUAUACUGUUCCAUUUGUGGAACUCCUUUAUCUCCUCCCUCUGAUCUCGCAUCCCUUACUUCCCCUACUUCUGUUACUGUGAAGGACUGGAAUUCUCGUUCCCUUGCCCCGUAACUUUGUUAUGCAUUGUGUUAGAGUUCACUUAGUUUGUGCACAACCUUCCUUGAGUUGUCAGCUGUUCUUUCCCACUUCUCAGAUAAGAACAAAGGCUUUUCUAACUUGAGUAGAAAGCAGAUCACAGAUCAAAGGAUGCUGUGGAUGUUGUUUCCAAGGUGCUUCCAGGUAAAACACCUUUUCAAAGGCUGGAGAGGGGCUAAAGCUGUGGUCAUGUAGCCAGUGUGUUGUGUUUAGUGUUGGAUGAAAUCCAGAGGGCUUGGGUUUGUCCCUUGGCUGUGACAGUGUUUCUGUGGGCCUGGGACAGGAGCUUUCCAAGUUCAGGGCUUUGCCAGGCAAGGCUGAAUGUCUGUGAGGCAGAGCUUGUAGUUGGGUUUCUUACUGAGGUUGUGAUAGAGCCUGCAGGGUGUGGAUUAAAUAUUUGCAAGUGCUGUCCAUGUCUCUCUUCCAGGCCCUCUGAGGGUGUAUGAGGGAACUGUAGACUCUGGUGUGGCAGAGGAGGAGGGAAUGUGUGUAACAAGGAGAACUGGGCUGCAGUUGUGGCCCAGAGGAGCAGCGUGGCCCCCACUUUGUGCUCAGCUGCUGAGCCGGCUCCGCUUCCCUUGCGUCUCCAGCAGGGUGUGAAUCUGUGGAGCUGGGGUUGCCUUGGGCUGCAGGAGAGCUGGGAUCUCACCUGAGGAGCUCUGCUCAUUUUCCUCAUUUCAAAUAUCCAGCCCUUCCUUCUGAGGAGGGAGAUGACACCUGUGUUGUCUGUGGGGUGAGGAGGGCAAACCCUCUGGGGUUUCAGCUGGCUGGGUGAGCUGCUGCCUGGGCUCCCUGACCUGCCUCCCCUGCUCCCAGGCUCUGGUGCUUGGUUUAGCUGCAUGUUGGCAUCCCUGGUGCUGCUCCUCCCUGGUUCAGGUGCUCAGGUAGCAUGGGGUGUGCCCUCCCUGCCAGGCUCCUGAGGUUAUUCCAGCUCCCAUUUCCCUGCAGGAAAUGCGUUUGUGUGACACCACGGUGGAAGCCAGGAGAGGAACGAUGGGUCCUGUCACUUGGGCAGGGUGGGAUGUGUGUACUGCUUUAGGAAGCACCUGGAUGGUCUCUGGUUUUAAGGUUGAUACUGUUAGCACUUUGUUUUGUCUUCCCUCCCCCUCUCUGUCCUCUCCCCAGCCAAGGGGGGCUCCUUGCAUGGUGACACCUGGGGGGUGGUUACAGUCCAGCUCGAUUCCCUCCGCUCAAGAAUGGCUUUGUACAAGGUGAUUGAAGUGUCUCAAGUCGCAUGGUUCUCCUUGCCUGGAAUCUUGGGGAGUUCUGGAUCUGUGCUCCUGCUCACCCGAUGCCUGUUCUGUAAAAGUAGGGCGUAUUACAAAUUCAGAGUGAGAAUUUGCACUUUCCUGAAGAGUUUCUGUGUACUGCUAUGUGGAUUUAGCUGAAUGAAGUGUUAUAAGUAAUAAAAUAUUCCCUUUGUAGUCUCAA